Cordyceps militaris CM01 is the source of this 1047-nucleotide messenger RNA. RefSeq lists its product as uncharacterized. Bases 1 to 1047 code for a protein of 348 amino acids. The transcript has 5 exons. The record is from RefSeq and is a predicted model, not a curated record. Lineage: Eukaryota; Fungi; Ascomycota; Sordariomycetes; Hypocreales; Cordycipitaceae.
AUGCCCAAGCAGGCCGGCAGCUGGGAGAAUGCAGACUUCCUCAUGGAGCUGUCCCUCGCCCUUUUCCAAGUCGCCAGCAACGGCGGCGCUCUGAGCGCCCAGGCCAAGAGUGCCGUCGAGGACUAUCUCAAGGCCCAAGGCCACGAUCAGUCCUGGGAGUCUGUCCGGCUUCUGUUGGAUGCUCUUCUUUCCGAUUCACACACACACCUUGCUCUAUUUCUGCCAAUCUUCACCCUGUUUGCCUCAUGCGGCUGUCUAUUUGGCGCCUGCUUUCUCCAAGAGGCGGUGAAUUCAGCGGCUGCUUCUGCCACCGCACCCCUCUCGCCUGCGAACCCAGGCUUCCCUGCUCCCUUUGAUCCCUUCAUCUUCCCGUGCCGCCAUCCUCGCGCUCUCUGGCUCUUCUUCUUUCCCCGGAAGCCUCUCUCGCCUCUGCGAUCGUCUCCCCUUCUCCUCUUUGCCUCUACUUUACUCGACCCAGACGUAGCUGUCGUCAUGGCCCGGACCCAGAUGAAAUGGGACGCCUCAGCCCACGAGGCCAUGCUCAUCUGCAUAGUCAAACACUGCGACCUGAACGCCAAUAACAUGGCCAAGGUCCUGGACGAGAUGAAGAACAGGGGUUACGAGUUUACAGAAAAUGCCUUCCGUCAAGUACUCUGCCACCCCCAAUAUCCCGUUGUCUUUGCUCUGCAUUGCUCUACCGUGCUGUACAUGACGCCGCUUCCCUCCAAGCUAACCACCGCUCUCCUGUCUAGUCAACACAUCCAGAAGCUCCGCAAGACUCGCGAUACUUCUGCUCUCGACGGCUCUGCCGCCUCUGGCGAUGGCUCCAAGGCCUCCACUCCGCGCAAGGCUACGCCGCGCAAGACCCCGGCGUCGGGCCGCAAACGAAAGGGCGCCGUUGACGACGACGCAGACGAUCUCGGUCGCGACCUCAAGGUUGAGGACGAGGAGGGCGCCACGACUACCCCUUCCAAGCGCAUCAAGAGCGAGCCUGCCUCUGAAAUUCGGGACUGGAGGAAAGCGGCGUUCCUGCUUGGCGAAUCCUAA